This is a messenger RNA of Callorhinchus milii (elephant shark), 1693 nucleotides long. RefSeq names its product male-enhanced antigen 1 (gene mea1). Gene Ontology annotation, biological process: spermatogenesis. The record is from RefSeq and is a predicted model, not a curated record. Lineage: Eukaryota; Metazoa; Chordata; Chondrichthyes; Chimaeriformes; Callorhinchidae.
GAGUUGGGACUUUACUUGCCUCAGGCGCCAGUGGACAGUGACGACGAUGAUGAUGAGGAGGAAGUUGCAGCUCAAAACAGUCGACAGUCGAUACCAAUGGACCCGGAUCAUGUGGAGCUGGUGAAGAGGACCAUGGCUGCUAUCCAGUUGCCGAGCCUGGGGAUCCCAACCUGGGCCAGGGAGAUCUCAGAAGAGCAAUGGCAGAAUGUUGUUCAACGCACGAUCCAGACAAGGCAGGGAGUGGGGGCAGAUCAGAACUAGGGUGUCUGUAGCCCUUGAUUGACUCCUGACGAUGUGGCUGGACUCCGCAAUUGAACCAGUUCCACCUUUCAGGACCCAGAUACAUUUCUGGAAGCUGAUUGUUUAUUGUCCCCCCCAGUAAGUCUUGUGUCCUGGUCUGCUCCUCCUCCGAUAAAAGCUGCAGCCUCUAAAAGUGACUGCAGUGAAUUUGUGCCAAUUGCAUUGUUACCAGGUUCUCAAUCUAAGGAGCAGUGACUUUGUCCUGUGGCAUUUAACUAUUUCCAGUUAAGGUCAAACAAUCAUUGAGAAGCCAGAGGACUGGAGGGUUAGGGUUGUAAAAAAAAUUGGUUACAUUCUCUACUGGUGGGGAAUGAUGAUUUUUCUAUAAUUGAAUUUUAAUUUCCAGAUUUUGGGAAUGAUUGUAUUUAGUUACUCUAAUGAUUUUCAAACCUAAUUUUGUACCAGUUACAGGUCUAGUCACAGAUCUGCACUUUCCAAACACGAAACACCAUGACCCUUUUUCCCCAUUCUCAGCAGUGCUGCUCUGUUACAUUGGGCUAUGUAUAUGUUCCACAGGGCAGUGGGACAGCAGGUCCUUGAAUAAAGUCAGGAAUGCGACCACAUCAUCACUUUACUGAGACUAGGCUGUUGCAUUAUAUUUUACUUCAUAAUAAUGAAAUAUCACUUUUGAUGUAGCCUUGGCAGCGCCCUGGGACGUCCUCCCGACGUGAAAGGCGCUAUACAAAUGUAAUCUUGAUGUAGGUUUCUCAUUCCUUGAUUUUUUGAAACUCCACACUGUCCAAAGGAUUUUGUAAUAAUGAGCUGCUCUCUAUCUUCUCGAAAAUGCAUGCAUUUUAAAGGAAACUAAGCCACACUGCGGCUUGAUCCUGGUCUUUGCUGAGCUCAGCUAUAGCUGUUUUUUUGGUCAGCUGGGUGUCUGACACAUGUGGAAACCCAUCACCACACUUAAAGAGUAUCCAAACCAAAUAGAAUUCCAUGCAUCCCAUCUACACAUGGAAAUCCCAGAUAGAUUGUUGGAAUGCACACACUCUCCCUAAAGGGGCACAUCCUGCUUACCUAAUUCCAAAAAGUAUUAGGUGCAGGUUGGGGACCCCAGAGUGUGUGCUGGGGUAACUGCUGGGAGUCUACACCAGCUAAACCCACUAUAGCAGCAGUGGGUGGUGGAGCAAAGUGCUACUCCUCACCUUAAUAAAUGGGAGGGAAUCAGCUAGUGCUUUGAAUUGCUGAUGGUAGUAUCCUCUGGAAAAUGGCCCAGAACUGCUCAAACCUAACAACACAGGCUUCAUAAUAAGAACCAAUGGCUUUUCUUCAAGGAGACCCAGUUUAUUUUUGUUCUGUACAUACAUGAACAUCUGUACAAAAUAUGACAUUUGAUACUAUGUGAUGCUCUACCUAAAAUAAAGUACAGCAUAUGUACAAUAUUAACUAAGCA